Messenger RNA from Lodderomyces parapsilosis, 927 nucleotides. RefSeq lists its product as uncharacterized. The record is from RefSeq and is a predicted model, not a curated record. The transcript has a single exon. Bases 1 to 927 code for a protein of 308 amino acids. Lineage: Eukaryota; Fungi; Ascomycota; Pichiomycetes; Serinales; Debaryomycetaceae.
AUGGGAUACUUCAAAGAAGCUUACCACGAUGUCAGAUUCAAUUUUGAUCACUUUAUUGUCGACUACAAAAGGAAAUACUACAGUUUGAACCAAAACCCACGAGUCUUACGAGCAAGGGUGCCAAAUCAACCAUUCACUUCUUUGAGGACUUUUGAAUACUGCAACGCGAUGCCAGUAGACACCCCUGGGGAAGCGUCAAUAGCACUUGAUGACGAUGAGGAUAAAGAGAAUAUACCUGAAGAAUGGAUUCGAACAACAGACAUUGAUUUGUUCCCCUCUUUUGAUGCUUGCUUUGACCAAUGCUCAAGUGAAAGAACUUCAAGGAGGAUAUUGUCAGAACCAGUCAUGGAUCAUGUUGCUCCUGAGUAUUUGGAAACAUUCAGCUUGGACAUGAAUGUGGGAAGCCUGACUAACCCAGAUAGAAAUAUCGAGUUGACUCAGAGUGAUAACGAGUCCAAUUUUCAACUGGAUUCUGGUAUGCAAUAUGUGAUUCCAUCCCACUUGGUCUACCCAACGCCACAAUCUGAUGAAACUGAAAUGAAAAGAAGCCACAGAUUUUCUAGACUUGUUAGAUCAUUCUCCAACGUGAUCUCCAAAGGUAGUGACAACAUGGACGCAAUGAAAGAUGCACCUCAUACUUUGUCCCCUCAGCUGAAUCAGCAACAAUCACCCGAUCCCAUGUCUCGCAAACCACCACCAGCACUCGACCAACUGUCAAAUCAAAUCUGGAAGAUGGUAUUGAAUGAUGCGUCUUUAUCAGCUGCUAGAAUCUCUACUGGAAGUUCUACUUCACCUGUGGUCACUAAUCAGUGUAUCAAAGGUGAUUUCACUGAUGCAAAAGUGACACCAUCUAAACAAAAUGACAUUUUUGCUCAACAUUUGGAACAAGCCAAGUUAAAGUAUAGCCCAAAGUCUAGUAUAAUAUAA